Ctenocephalides felis (cat flea) is the source of this 1902-nucleotide messenger RNA. Its product is annotated as soluble guanylate cyclase 89Db-like. Bases 1 to 1872 code for a protein of 623 amino acids. The transcript is spliced from 14 exons. Gene Ontology annotation, biological process: response to oxygen levels; nitric oxide-cGMP-mediated signaling; cGMP biosynthetic process. The record is from RefSeq and is a predicted model, not a curated record. Gene Ontology annotation, molecular function: oxygen sensor activity; heme binding; guanylate cyclase activity. Gene Ontology annotation, cellular component: guanylate cyclase complex, soluble. Lineage: Eukaryota; Metazoa; Arthropoda; Insecta; Siphonaptera; Pulicidae.
AUGUAUGGAAUGUUAUUAGAAAGUGUACAACAUUUUGUACAGAUCGAAUAUGGAGAACAUUUAUGGCGCAAAGCGUUGCAAAUCACAGGUUGCAAACACACAGUAUUCAACACACAUCAGAUAUAUGCAGAUAUACUUAUAACAGAUCUCGCAAAAGCACUAGCUGCAUUAACCAAGAAAAAUUCGGAAGAAUUUAUGCUUUUUUUCGGCAGAUGUUUUGUGAGAUUCUUCAGCAACUUCGGAUAUGACAAAAUGAUCAAAAGCACAGGCCGAUAUUUUUGUGACUUUCUUCAGAACGUCGAUAACAUUCACUUACAAAUGCGAUUUACCUAUCCAAAAAUGAAAAGUCCCUCGAUGCAACUGGCCAGUGUCGACGACAAAGGCGCGGUGCUUAUUUACAGAAGUACGAGGGCUGGAUUUUCAUCCUACUUUACGGGACAAUUAUUGGAAAUUGCCGAGCAGUUGUAUGGGUUCAAUUUGAACAUAACGCAGCUAAACACGUGUACUGAAACUACUGGACAACAUUUUGCAGGAACAAGAGUUGUUGCCAAAUUUCGUCUUGAUUUUGAUAAUACAGAAUAUAUGCAGAGUCUAAAUAAAGUCACUGUGGUAUCUCAAACGAGAUUAAGCGAUGUUUCGUACGAAAUACUUCUGCAGUUAUUUCCAUUUGGCCUCAUUUUAAAUAAAGAUGUGAAAAUAAUAAAAGCUGGUCAGAAGAUUAUUACGUCUUCAAUGCGGAAUUUGAUUGGCGAAAAUCUUACAGACCACUUCAAAUUACGUAGGCCAAAAGGCUUGCAAUUGACCUGGACUAAUAUAAUGUUAAUGCAUUCAGUAUUAUUCGAACUAGAAUUACUGAAAACGGCCACUGAACACAUAAAAGUAGAAGAAGCCACUUCAGAAGUAAUAAGAGUCAUGAAUAGAAGAGGCAGUCAAGGAUAUAGAAGUCUGUUGCUUAAAGGACAAAUGAGAUAUAUUAAAGAUAUAGAUUCUAUAAUAUUUUUAUGUAGCCCCUUAAUAAAUAAUCUUGAUGAGCUGUGCGGAAUGGGUUUAUAUCUAAACGACCUAAACUUCCACGGUUUGAGUAGAGAGAUGGUACUGGCGGGAUGGCAACAUUGUUCCAAAUUAGAGCUCAUGUGCGAAAGAGCCGAACAACGUUCCUUAGAACUGGAGGAAACUUAUGAACUUGCUGAAAAAUGGAAGAGAAAAGGUGAUGAAUUAGUCUAUUCUAUGAUACCGAGAUCAGUUGCUGACGGUUUAAGAGCUGGACAAAACCCAUUAAAUACAUGCAAGAGUUUCGGAGCAGUAACUAUACUAUUUUGCUCCUUGGAGGAACUAAAUUCUCACACUGUGCUGGAUGCAAUGAGUUUAGUGGCAACUAUGAACACAGUAUUUUCAGUAUUUGACAAAUUGCUUGAUUUGCAUCACGUUUAUAAAGUUGAAACAAUUGGACAGAUAUACAUGGCCGUAUCUGGCGCUCCCGAACUCACAAAAGACCACACGAUGCACGCGGCGAAUUUGGCACUGAACAUGAUACGGCAGGUGGACCAUCUUGAACUACCAUCGAAAGCAAAAAUACAGAUCAAAAUCGGAUUACAUACCGGACCCGUAGUUGGCGGUGUUGUAGGAAUCAAAGUUCCGAGAUACUGUUUUUUUGGAGAUACUGUAAAUACAGCCUCAAGAAUGCAAAGUACAGGCACUUGUGGUAAAAUACACAUAUCAAAGGCUGUCAAUGAUAAUCUUAAAGGCUACUCGUUUAAACUAUUACCGCGAGGAAAAGUCAAUCUGAAGGGCAAAGGCGAAAUGGAAACGUUUUGGUUAGAGGGCGAGCCAAAGCAGCAAUUUAAUUAUUCACAAGAAUCGUCUCUUAAAUAGAAUCUUACUUAUGCAUGAUUUAUAUUUACA